GGAAAAUACGUUUUCUCCAGAUGUGUAGAGAAUUAUAGUUUGUACUACUUUGUGCUCUGAAGUGCUCUCGGCUGUUUGAGUGCCUAUACAUCUUUAUAAGCAUUUUGGAAUUGUCUUAUUUGGAAUUACAAAGCAUAAACAGUGAAUAUGAAAGUCUGGAUUCUGUUUUCCUUUUUAGCUCUAGCAUUAGCAAAAGAAGAUAAAGAUCGCUCGGAGAACAUAAAUGAUAUUGGUGUUCCGUAUGACGUAAACGGCCAGGGAUAUUUACCCAUUUUUCCUUUUGAUGCUUUUAAUAUAGGGUAUAGGAAUUUCUUUAAUAGGUAUCCUCCUUGGGCUGCUGCAGUAAACAAAGAAGAAACGGAGAAAGAAAGUAUAAUUUCUUCAGUUAAUGACAGAGAGGAAUUAUUAGACAGUUCGGAUUCUUUAAUAAGUGAAGUUAAGGAAGAGGAAUUUUCAACUGCAGUAAGUGAAGUCGAACUCAUAGGUGACCUAGAAUCUCAGUCAAGUUCUGGAAGUAUCAGCUACAGCAAAUCAAAAGAUUCUGCCAGUAUUUCAUUAUCUGAAGUUAGUGAAUCUGAAAGCUCAAUUUCGUAUUCAGUUUCUUCAAGGUCAGCAUCCUCGAGUUCUGCAUCGUCUUUUUCAAGUUCUGAAUCGUCUUUUUCAAGUUCUGAAUCGUCUUUUUCAAGUUCUGAAUUGUCUUUUUCGAGUUCUGCAUCGUCGGCAUCGUUUUCCUUACCUUCAAAAUCUGUGUCGCACUCAGCUUCAGACAAAAGUUCAUCAAUGUCUGUAACAGCUACGGCGCCUUCUGAAUAUGAGGUCCAAAUUCCUCCUCCGGCCGCCUCUAGUCAAGCAGUUGGAAAGUAUCCCAGUAUGGAAAUCGAUCGGGAAGCAUCGAAAACGGAAUAUCAAAAAUUAAAAGUGGAUGAUGUUAGAAAAUCUUUGAAAAAAAGUUAUGAUAACUUAGGGCAGUUGAAAAAGAAGUUGUUCAAGAAGCAGGAUGUAGUCGGGGAUCUCAGUGAGGUGAUUCGUGACCUUGAACUUCUUUGUGACAGAAUUUGUCAAGCAGUUCCUGAGAAGUAUUUGGUAUCUACAGCACGGAUAAUGUUCUAAACACAGCCAUUUCAUCUAUUUCCUAACUAAAAGAAUAUGGAAUCAAAGCUGAUGGAAAAAAUGCCUCUAAAACUCUUCCAAGUUUAAUUGUAUUUUUCGAAAGCAGCUUGUUAAAAGUCCAGUAUUUGUCUUUAUAUUAUUGUUGUAAGCUGUGUUUGAAGAGUAUUUAUGAAUAUAACAGAAUAAUAUUUA
Stegodyphus dumicola is the source of this 1302-nucleotide messenger RNA. RefSeq lists its product as uncharacterized. Lineage: Eukaryota; Metazoa; Arthropoda; Arachnida; Araneae; Eresidae. The record is from RefSeq and is a predicted model, not a curated record.